AUGUUCCUCAUUGACUGCAAGGGCAUCAAGGCCUCCCUCGUCGCGAGGCUGACGGAGCUGCAAAACGCCCUCAUGGAGGCGCUGGCGGAGCGGAUGCGGAACACGUGCGCGGCGAUGAUCGGCGAGUACAACACCAUGAGCGCCCGCAUGGCGGGGGAGCCGCGGUCGCCGGAGGAGCUGCAGGAGUUCCGCGACUUCCUCGACGGCAUCCCGGCCCGGCAGGAGCAGCUCAACGCCACCUUCGAGACCCUCACCGAGGGCUUUGACCUCCUCUUCAAGUACAACUACGAGUUCUCCGCCACCGCCUGCAGCGACUACCGCACGGCCUACGAGUGGCCCCGGCACCUGCAGCAGGAGCUGGAGGACGGCAACUUCCGCAGCAAGGAGUACCGCAACGUCCUCAUGCAGGAGCUGCGGGACAACUGCGAGACCCUCACCAACGAGAUUGUGCAACUGGGCAACGUGGUGGACGACUUCGCCCACUUUGGCGACGACGCCCGCGCCGACGUCUACCACGAGCAGGGCAAGGCGCUGGAGCAGCGCAUCAAGGACUACCAGGGGCAGGUGCAGCUGUACAACAGCCACGAGACGCUGUUUGGGCUGCCGCAGUCCAAGUGGCCGCAGCUGAAGGAGAUUCGGACGCAGCUGGAGCCGUACUACAUCCUCUGGGAGGUCGUGAGCCUCUUCAACAACGAGAGCGAGCGCUGGCUAAACACGCGCCUCUCGGCGCUGGAGCCGUUGGACGUGGACCGGCAGCUGAUGGAUUGGUCCAAGAAGAUUGCGAUCAUUGCAAAGAAGAUCAAGGAGGCGGAGCCGGUGGGGGUGCUGAAGCGCAUCCGCGAGAACAUCGCCGCCUUUAAGCCGUACGUCCCGCUGCUUUACGCGCUGCGCAGCAACCUGCAGGGGAGCCACUGGAAGGCCAUUUACCAGGCCUGCGGGAUGCCGAAGGAGAAGCAGGUGCAGGGCACCGGCGGCGCCGACUCCAACGAGGGGCGGCCCUUCAACGACUUCAUCAAACUCGGGAUGCUGGACUUUCUGCCGCAGAUCGAGAGCAUCGCCACGGUGGCGCAGAAGUCCUUUGAGCUGGAGAGCGAGCUCAUGGCGAUGGAGGUGGAGUGGAAGAAGCUGCUCUUCGACAUGGAGCCCUACCAGGACACCCACAAGCUGAAGUCGAACGACAUUAUGCAGCUGACGCUGGACGAGCACAUCUUGAAGACGCAGUCGAUGCUCGGGAAGCCGAUUGUGCGGCAGGCGCCGGCGCUGCAGGCCCGCGUCUCGCGCUGGGAGGCGCUGCUCGACAAGAUCCAGUGCACCGUCGACGAGUGGUUCAAGUGCCAGGGGACAUGGGCCUACCUCGAGCCCAUCUUCUCCUCCGCCGACAUCUCCCGCAGCCUCCCCAAGGAAAAGCAGCUCUUCCUCGCCGUCGACGAGUCCUGGCACAAGAUCAUGGAGCUGACGCGCAUGACGCCGCAAAUUCUGACGCGCUGCCAGGACGAGACGCUGCUGCGCGUGCUCACGGAGAACAACAACAACCUCGAAGUCAUUCUCAAGAAACUGCAGCAGUUCCUCGAGACGAAGCGCAUGGCGUUUCCGCGGUUCUACUUCAUCUCCAAUGAGGAGCUGCUGCAGAUUCUGUCCGACAGCAAGGACCCCUACCUCGUGCAGCCCUACCUCAGCAAGUGCUUCGAGGGCAUCAAACGCAUCCAGUUCGCCGACGCCCACGACAUUCUCGCGAUGGAGUCGUCGGAGGGGGAGGUGGUGCAGCUCGUCCGCAAGGUGAACCCCGGCGACCACCAGAACCUCGUCGAGCAGUGGCUGCAGGAGCUGGAGAAUGUGAUGCGGGACACAAUCCUUGACCAGCUGCGACAGGCAACGGGCGACUACGCUACCCGCAAAAAGAGAACCGAGUUUCUCCGCGCCUGGCCUGGGCAGGUCGUGAUCGCCAUCUGCUCCCUCUACUGGACCAUGGAGGCGACCGAGGCGAUGAGCACCGAGGGCACCGUGGGGCUCACCACGUAUCACGAGAAGUGCGUCGCCCAGCUGGACGACCUCAUUGUGCUGGUGCGGGACCGCAACUUGGCGGCGGUGGAGCGGUGCACGCUCGAGGCCCUCGUGGUGGUGGAGGUUCACGGCAAAGACAUCAUUGCGCAGCUCUCCGAGAAGGGCGUGGACUCCCCCAAGAGUUUUGACUGGCUGGCCCAGCUGCGCUACUACUGGGAGGAGGACCACCUGCACGUGCACCAGAUCAACGCCUCGCUGCGCUACGGAUAUGAGUACCUGGGCAACACCGGCCGCCUCGUCAUCACCCCGCUCACGGACCGCUGCUACCGCACGCUGAUUGGCGCGCUGCACCUCAACUACGGCGGGGCGCCGGAGGGGCCCGCGGGGACGGGGAAGACGGAGACCACGAAGGACCUCGCCAAGGCCCUUGGCAAGUACUGCGUCGUGUACAACUGCUCCGACCAGAUCACAGCGAAGGACAUGGCGAAGCUGUUCAAGGGGCUAUCGCAGUCUGGUUCCUGGGGCUGCUUUGACGAGUUUAACCGAAUUGAGAUCCAGGUUCUCUCUGUGAUUGCGCAGCAGGUGGCGGUUAUCCAGGAGGCCAUCAUUCAAAAGCGCGGCGAGUUUAUCUUUGACGGGGCGCAGAUCCGCCUGGAUUCGGGAUGCGCCAUCUUCAUCACGAUGAACCCCGGCUACGCCGGACGUGCGGAGCUGCCAGACAACCUCAAGGCCCUCUUCCGGCCCGUGGCGAUGAUGGUGCCGAACUACGCCAUGAUUGGCGAGAUUCAGCUCUACUCGUACGGUUUUCUGCACGGCAAGGCGCUGGCGGCGAAGAUUGUCGCCACCUACCGUCUCUGCUCCGAGCAGUUGUCGUCGCAGGACCACUACGACUACGGCAUGCGUGCGGUGAAGGCCGUGCUGACGGCGGCGGGGGGACUCAAGCGGAGGUACCCGGACGAGGACGAGAUGGUGCUGAUGCUGCGCUCCAUUCAAGACGUCAACCUUCCAAAGUUCCUGACGCAGGACGUGGGACUCUUCAAGGGGAUUGUUUCCGACCUCUUCCCCGGCGUGCAGCUCCCGGAGCCGGACUACGUGCACAUGCACAACAGCCUCGUGAAGGUGUGCGAGGCCCGCAACCUGCAGCUCACCGAGUACUUUGAGAUUAAGGUCCGCCAGACCUACGAGAUGAUUGUGGUGCGCCACGGCAUGAUGCUGGUGGGGUUUUCCUUUGGCGCCAAGACGAAGGUGCUGCAGUGCCUUUCCGAGGCGCUUGGGCUGAUGGAGGCCUUUGGGAAGGAACGGCGCACGCGCCUCAUCACGAUGAACCCAAAGUCGGUGACGAUGCCGCAGCUGUACGGCAAAGUGGACCCCUCCGGGGAGUGGACCGACGGUAUUUUGCCGCACAACUUUAGACGCGCCGCGCAGGACACCUCCAAGGACCGCAAGUGGCUCGUGCUCGACGGCCCCGUCGACGCGGUCUGGAUUGAGAACAUGAACACCGUCCUGGACGACAACAAGAAGCUGUGCCUCCAGAACGGCGACAUUAUUCCCAUGUCGAAGGAGAUGAACCUCAUCUUCGAGGUGCAGGACCUGGCAUACGCCUCCCCCGCCACGGUGUCCCGCUGCGGCAUGGUGUACGUGGAGCCGGACUCGCUCGGCUGGCGCUGCCUGAUAGACUCGUACUUCAACACGCUGCCGGAGGCGCUCCGCCUGGAGCCAACCCUCAUGGGAGCGCUGCGCUCCCUCGUGGAUGUCUUUCUGCCGCCCAUGCUGGAGGUGGCGCGCAAGCACGUCAAGUCCGUCAUCCCGCAGGGUUCCCUGGUGGCCGUCUCCGGGUUUAUCAAGUUUUUCGCCGCGCUUUCCAGCGAGCUGGACGUGGACGAGGACGCGCCCGCCGCCGACACCCACGCCGAGGCGCGGACGCUGCUCAUGAAGGUGGAGGGCUGGUUCCUCUUCUCGCUCGUGUGGUCCGUCGGGGGGUGCCUCUUUACGAAGGACCGGGCCACCUUCAACGCCGCGCUGCACGCGGAGGUGGUCACGGCGGCGGCGGCGGGCGCGUACAAGUUCACGCUCCCGCUCCCCGACGGCAGGCACUCCUUCUUCGACGUCCGCCUGGAGACCGCGGGGGAGGUCCGCCUCACGCCGUGGUCCGACUACGUGCCGGAGUUUGCGAUUGGCGAGGGCGCAGAGUACCAGGACGUCAUCGUCCCCACCAGCGCGCAGGUGCGCUACACAUACCUGACGAUGCUGAUGAUUGGCGCCAUGCGCCCCAUCCUGCUUGUGGGCGACACCGGCACCGGGAAGACGAUCAUGAUGAAGUCGCUGCUGAAGGGGCUUCCCGAGGACGUGUACUCCAACAACAUGAUCCAGUUCUCCGCCCAGACGACGGCGGGGCAGCUGCAGCGGCUCAUCGACGGCAGCCUGGAGAAGCGGCGCAAGUGCGUCUACGGCCCCCCCAUCAACAAGAAGAUGAUGAUCUUCGUGGACGACACGAACCUGCCGCAGCUGGAGGAGUACGGCGCCCAGCCGCCCAUCGAGCUGCUGCGCCAGUACCUGGACCACGGCGGGUGGUACAACCACACCAAGGACAGCAUCGACUUCCACCGCCUGGUGGACAUUCUCCUCCUCUGCGCCAUGGGUCCCGCCGGCGGCGGGAGGAACCACGUGACGCAGCGCUUCACCCGCCACUUCAACUCCAUCGCCGUCCCCGCCUUUGAUGAGGCGACGCUGCGCAAGAUAUUUGGCACCCUCUCCGACUGGAUUCUGAGCAAAGGCUUCCCCACCUCGCUGCGCAGCAUGAGUGCCGCGCUGGUGGGGGCCACGAUUGACCUCUACGAGACGCUCGUGGAGAACCUGAAGCCGUCCCCGGAGAAGUCCCACUACACCUUCAACCUGCGGGACGUGAGCAAAGUGUUUCAGGGCAUUGAUAUGGCCAACCCGGCGAAGAUUGUGGACGACCGCAAGUUGUCGACGCUCUGGAUUCACGAGGUCUCGCGUGCCUUCGCCGACCGCUUCAUCGACGAGAAGGACACCAGCUGGUUCCUCAGUGAGGCGGGCAAACUGUCGAUGAAGCACCUCAAACUCGCGCCGGAAAACCUCCUGGACGUGGAAAACCCCACGCUCUUCUCCACCUUCAUGAACGACGAAGGCUACUACGAGGAGCUCCCUAACUUGAUGGAGGCCCGAAAGGCGCUGGAGAGCAAGUUGGACGCGUACAACCUGAGCACAAAUUCGGGCCAGCUGGACCUCGUCGUCUUCAACUACGUCCUGGUGCACGUCUCACGCAUCUGCCGCGUGCUCCGGCAGCCGGGCGGAAAUCUUCUGCUCGUUGGCGUCGGCGGCAGUGGGCGGCGCAGCUGCGCCAAGGUUGCCGCUUACCUGCAGGAGUGUGACUACAUGACCAUCACCCAGACAAAGGACUACGACCACAACAGCUUCCUGGACGACAUCAGAGUGUUUCUGCUCCGCACUGGCAUGAACGGCUACGCGACCAUGUUUGUCUUGGCCGACACCCAGAUCUCCUCCGAGAGCUUCCUGGAGGACGUCUGCUGCCUCCUCAACACCGGCGAGGUUCCUGGGAUAUGGGACGCGAAGCAGGACAAGGAGACCUACGAAAAUGCAGUGGCGUCGCUGCGUGAAAAGGGGAAGGAGCUUGGGCGCCCGGACACCGCGGAGGCGCUUCAGGCGCUAUUUGUCGAGCGCUGCAAGAAGUUUAUGCACAUUGCCCUCUGCUUUUCGCCGCUGGGCAGCGCCUUGCGGGAGCGGCUGCGGAAGUUCCCAUCCCUGGUGAACUGCAGCACCAUCGACUGGUUCCGUGAGUGGCCGGAGGACGGCCUGCGCUCGGUUGCCGCGCGGUUUCUUUCCCGGGUCGAGCUCACCGACCACGAGCGCAGCGCAGCGGAGGACAUGUUUGUCGCCUACCAGCAGCAGGUGCGGGACCUCGGGAAGACGUACCUGGCGGAGGUGCGGCAGCACACGUACGUGGCGCCCACCUCCUACCUGGACCUCCUCUCCACCUUCGCGCGCCUGCUGGAGGAGAAGCGGACGGAGCUGACGGCUAUGAUGCACCGCUACGCCGGCGGCCUGACGCAGCUGAAGAAGACGGAGGACCAGGUGGAGGUGAUGCAGCAGGAGCUGGCCCGCAUGCGGCCGCAGCUGGCGAAGAAGCAGGCGGAGACGGACGCGCUGAUCAAGGAGGUGGAGCUGGAGAGCAAGCUGGCGGAGGAGCAGCGUGCCGUGGUCGCCAUUGACGAGGCGGCGGCAAACGAGCAGGCGGCGGCGGCGAAGGAAAUUAAGGACGCCUCACAAAAGAAGGUGGAUGAGGCGCAGCCGCUGGUGGAGCAGGCGCAGCGUGCCGUGCUCGACCUCGACCCAAAGGCGCUGCAGGAAAUCAAGGCCCUCAAGACACCCCCGCAGGGUGUGAAGUACGUGAUUGAGGUCCUCUGCACGCUGCUGGGCGGCGUCUACAAACCGAAGCCGGUGCGUGACCCGCUCAGCGGCAGCGUGACCGUCCCGUACUGGGAGCACGCCAAGGUCACCCUGCUCACGGGCGAGUUCAAGAACACGCUGCUGAACGCCUACCCGGUGAUUGUAGACACGGCGCCCAACGAGCAAAUUGAGGAGGUGAAAAAGAAGAUGACUAACGACAUGUUUAAGAAUGAAAACAUCAAAAAAACAUCGGUGGCCCUGCUCGGUGUUGCGACCUACAUUCGGGCCGUGGUGGAGUACUACAAGCAGAACAAGAUCAUUAAGCCGUUGCUGGCACAGGCGGCGGCGGCGCAGCAGGCGUACGACACGGCGAUGGCGGGGCUGAAUAAGAAGAAGGAGGAGCUGCGCGUCAUCAACGCGAAGCUGGCGGAGCUCACGAGCCACCUGGAGGCGGUGAAGAAGGACAAACAGGACCUGGAGGAGAAGGUGAAUGACACGGAUGUCAAGCUGACGCGCGCGAAGAAGCUUAUUGAGGGGCUUGGUGGGGAGAAGGUUCGCUUUGGGAAGGAAAGCCAGCGGUUUGAGGAAGAGUUAAAGUACGUGGUGGGAAACGUCCUGAUCAGCGCCGGCGUCGUGGCGUACAUGGGGCCCUUCCUGCACAAGUACCGCGAGAAGGCGACGCAGGGCUGGCUGGCGAUGUGCAGGAGGCACGGCAUAAAGGUUUCCGAGGACUACGCCCUGGCGAAGUUUGUCGGGUCGCCCAUUGACAUCCAGACCUGGCGGCUGCAGCAGCUGCCGUCGGACGGGUUUUCCAUCGACAACGCCGUCAUCGUCAAAACCUCCCACCGCUGGCCGCUCUUCGUGGAUCCGCAGCAUCAGGCGAACAACUGGAUUCGCAACAUGGAGCGGGAAAAUGGGCUGGUCGUCACACGGCUCUCGGACCCCGACUGCAUUCGGACCAUCCGCGGCGCCAUCACGGAGGGACUCCCCGUGCUGCUUGAGAACCUCGAGGAGACGAUCGACCCGAUUCUGGAGAACGUGCUGCUGAAGCGGUUUACAAAGGAGGGCAGCGCCACCGUCGUGCACCUGGGCGAGCCCGUGGAGUGGAACGACAACUUCCGGCUGUACAUGACAACAAAACUCCCUCGGCCGCACUACCUGCCGGAGGUGAGCACCAAGGUGACGCUGGUCAACUUCAUGAUCACGCAGCAGGGCCUGCAGGACCAGCUGCUGCAGCGUGUCAUGAUGAGCGAGCGGCGGGAGGUGGAGGAGAAGAAGCAGGCCCUCACGCUGGAGGCCGCGGAGAAUCAGGCAAACCUGAAGCGAACGGAGGAUAAAAUCCUCGCAAUUCUCUCCUCUGAGGGGAACAUCUUGGAGAGCGAAACGGCCAUUGAGGAGCUGGACAGCUCCAAGGUGCAGAGCGACCAGAUUGCCAAGCGGCAGGAGGAGAUUGAGGCCAUGGAACGCAUAAGCGACCGUACGAGGAGUUUGUUCAUUCCGGUGGCUGGCCUUGGCGCCACCCUGUUCUUUUGCGUGACCGAGCUGGCAAACAUUGACCCGAUGUACCAAAACUCACUGAAUGCGUACAUCAGCGUCUUCCAGGAGUCGCUGCAGCAGAGCGAGGUCUCGGAGGAGGUAGACACCCGCAUAGAAAACAUUCGUACCACCUUUCAGAGGUCAUUGUACAAGCGGAUUUGUCGCUCGCUCUUUGCACGAGAUCAGCUGCUGUUUUCCUUUACAAUGUGCCUAAAGAUCCACGACGUGGAUGCCGAGCAGCUGCGUUGGUUGCUAAUGGGCGGGUUUGAGUCGGACGAUGACGCGCUGUCGCCAAAUCCGUUUUCCUCGUGGCUCCCGGAGCACAACUGGAAGUUGGUUUGGCGCGCCAGCACCCAACUCCCGGCGCUGGCGGGCUUUGACAAGACGGUGAAGGAGUACGAGAGCUUCUUCUCCGCCUUCUACGAUGCCCCGGACCCGCUGGCGGUGGAGCCGCCGAACGCGCUGGGGGAGAAGUUUGAAGGUCUGCUGCAGCUGAUUCUCGUGCGCUGCUUUCGCGCCGACAAGAUUGUGCCGGCGGUGACGGACUACGUGCGCGAGUUCCUCGGCGGCUACUUUGUGGAACCCCCUCUCUACGCCCUGGAGGACGUCGUCGACGAGCUCGCCCACGACCCGUCAGUUCCGCUUGUCCUCGUGCUCUCGCCCGGCGCGGACCCUAGCCUGGAGCUGGACCGCCUCGCCGAGCAGCGGGGAAUGAGCAGCCGGCUGUACAAGCUGUCGCUUGGGCAGGGGCAGGGCGUCUUUGCGCGGCAGCUGAUUGAGGAGGGGAUGCGCGGGGGGCACUGGGUGUUCCUGCAGAACUGCCACUUGUACCAAGACUUCAUGCCCGAGCUCUCCCGCAUCGUAGAGAACUACAGCGACAGCGGCGCCAAGGCCACUUUGAACGGUCAGUACCGCCUGUGGCUCACCUCGCUUCCGAGUGAGACGUUUCCCAUCUCCAUCCUGCAGAACGGCGUGAAGCUGGUGCAGGAGCCCCCGAAGGGCCUCAAAAACAAUCUCAUGCAGUCGUACCUGUCAAACCCUGUGGCGGACCCGCAGUUCUUUAAUUCCUCGAAGAAGCCCCACAUUUGGCGAAAAAUGCUCUUUGGGCUUUGCUUUUUCCACGCCGUGGUGCAGGAGCGCCGCCAGUUUGGGCCGCUUGGGUGGAACCGCAUGUACGAGUUUAACGACACGGAUCGCCGCAUCAGCGUGCGGCAGCUCAACAUGUUUCUCGACGAAAAUGAGGAGGUUCCGUACGACGCCCUGCUGUACCUCACCGGCCAGUGCAAUUACGGCGGCCGAGUCACGGACGAUUGGGACCGCCGCUGCAUAGUGGCAACCCUCUCCCUCUACCUCACGCCGCUGAUCCUGGAGGACGACUACGUGUUUUCCCCCGACGCCCCCGACUACUACGCCCCGCCCUUUGGGGAGUACGACACCUACGUGGAGUACAUUCGGGGACUGCCGUCCCAGCAGCCUCCCGCCAUCUUUGGACUGCACGAGAAUGCCGACAUCACCAAGGAUGAGCGGGAGACGCGGCUUCUCCUCGAGGCCACCCUGCUGACGCAGCCGCGUGAGUCCACGGGUGCGGAGUCGAAACUGGACCCCAAGGCAAUGGUCAAGGAGCUGGCAAACCACGUUCUGUCACGGCUACCAAAGCCUUUUGAUAUCGAGGAGAUACAGCGCAUGCAUCCAAUUGAUUACUCACAGUCGAUGAACACGGUCUUGCUGCAGGAGGCAAUACGAUACCGGCGUCUGCUGCUUGUCGUACGCCAAACCCUUGCUGACCUGCAGGACGCCAUUAGUGGAAAGGUGGUGAUGAGCGCGGAACUGGAGGAGGUCUUCAAUGCCAUGUACGACGGAAAGGUGCCGGAUGUCUGGAAGCGUCAGUCGUACCCGUCGCUGAAGCCCUUCGGCUCCUACGUGAGUGACCUGAUUGAGCGUCUAGGGUUUCUUCAGAAGUGGUGCGACGAGGGCCCGCCACCCAUGUUUUGGAUCAGUGGCUUUUUCUUUACACAGUCUUUCUUGACCGGCGUCAUGCAGAACUACGCGCGCAAGUGGAAGAUCGAAAUUGACAAACUCGUCUGGCAGUUUUCCGUGCUCGCGGAGGAGACGUGCACCACUGCCCCCGAGGAAGGGUGCUGCAUCGGCGGCUUGUUCCUAGAGGGCGCGGGGUGGGACCCCACCAACGCCGCCAUUUGCGAAAGUAGGCCAAAGGAGCUUUUUAUAAAAUUCCCCCUGCUGCGGCUGCUCCCCUGUCGCCCGCAGGAGCUCCCCGACACCCCGGUGUACCACUGCCCCUGCUACAAGACGACCGACCGCCGCGGCGUGUUGUCCACCACGGGCCACUCCACCAAUUUCAUUCUAACCGUCGACUUACCGAGGCACCCGGCGGAUUCGGAAAACCACUGGGUGCUUCGCGGGGUGGCGCUCUUCACGCAGCUUCCCUUUUAG
Messenger RNA from Trypanosoma conorhini, 10416 nucleotides. RefSeq names its product dynein heavy chain 7, axonemal isoform X1. Gene Ontology annotation, molecular function: dynein intermediate chain binding; ATP hydrolysis activity; minus-end-directed microtubule motor activity. The transcript has a single exon. The coding region runs from base 1 to 10416 and encodes 3471 amino acids. NCBI's taxonomy places the organism in Eukaryota, Euglenozoa, Kinetoplastea, Trypanosomatida, Trypanosomatidae. Gene Ontology annotation, biological process: microtubule-based movement. The record is from RefSeq and is a predicted model, not a curated record. Gene Ontology annotation, cellular component: dynein complex.